AAAACAAUAGCAGACGACAAGGGUGCAACAUCAUCACAACCGCCAUCACAAUUAUCGCAUCAAAAUAAUUAUCAUUGGAACUCAUUUCUUCCGAGUAUGGACGAGAACAACGACGAUUAUGAAUCUGAUAAACUUAGUGAUAACGAUGAUACAACAUAUCAAGUGCCUGUGUCAUCUAUCCGAAAGAGAAAAAACCAGGGGGAUCAAAGUAAUACUAAAGAUGACGACUUUGACAACACAAGCACACCAAACCCAUAA
Ambispora gerdemannii is the source of this 258-nucleotide messenger RNA. The record is from the annotation of a GenBank genome assembly. NCBI's taxonomy places the organism in Eukaryota, Fungi, Glomeromycota, Glomeromycetes, Archaeosporales, Ambisporaceae.